UCACUAUUUCUUUGCGUUAUCCCGAUACCGAGCAAGAGAAGGGUGCGACAGAGAGCAACGAUGGACCUUACAGUUGCUUGCAAUCCCUCCUACACUGCGGUGUACCGGAGACCAGCGCCUCGCCUGCAAUUGGCUUCGCAGAAGAGUUCCUUAAAAUGUCGCCGAAAAACGACGUCGGAGAUGCAAACGCCCGCUGGAUUCACCGCUCAGGCCGGCAACAGCCAUUCUCCGUCGAUCCCGACCCAUAAAGUCACCGUUCACGACAGACAACGUGGAGUGGUGCACGAGUUCUUCGUUCCCGAGGACCAAUAUAUACUGCACACUGCUGAAUCUCAGAACAUCUCCCUUCCUUUCGCUUGCAGGCACGGUUGUUGUACUAGCUGCGCUGUACGUGUAAAAUCUGGACAACUUAGGCAGCCUGAAGCGCUAGGAAUAUCUGCAGAAUUGAAAUCAAAAGGGUAUGCACUGCUUUGUGUGGGCUUCCCAUCAUCUGACCUUGAGGUGGAAACACAAGACGAGGAUGAGGUAUACUGGCUUCAGUUUGGAAGAUAUUUUGCCCGAGGACCAGUUGAGAGGGAUGACUAUGCAUUGGAGUUGGCCAUGGGUGACGAAUAAGCAAUGUACAAUAUCAGUUUUGGAGUAGAAUCGAUGGAGUAAAACAUGCAAUCUCCCUCUCUUUUUCUAGUUUCCUUUCCAAUUCUCACCUCUUCCCUGUAUUUGCCCCUGUUAAUAACGUAUGCGGAUUACUAAGCAAACAUUAUAUACCAUGUAUCAUCUGCAGAUGGAUAUUAUUGUUGAAGAUAUUUCAAUCUUCCAACUUAAUACUUUUUCAUGGUA
Messenger RNA from Carya illinoinensis, 837 nucleotides. RefSeq names its product ferredoxin C 2, chloroplastic. Bases 61 to 615 code for a protein of 184 amino acids. The record is from RefSeq and is a predicted model, not a curated record. The transcript has 6 exons. NCBI's taxonomy places the organism in Eukaryota, Viridiplantae, Streptophyta, Magnoliopsida, Fagales, Juglandaceae. Gene Ontology annotation, molecular function: iron-sulfur cluster binding.